CUUAUUGCAUACCAUGAUGAUCUCAAUAAAGGAAAGUACUACUUCAUUGCACCAUAUCUUGAGAAAGGUGAUUUGUAUGCAGCAAUCCAAUCUGACAGAAAAUUGUUAGUAAAAAGCGCCCAUGUUGCUGAGUACAUACCUGUACUUCAUUGGAAGCACAGACUGAAAAUAAUGUACCAGAUUGCUUGCGCUAUUGACUAUCUUCACACUGGGAAUUCAUUCCGAGGUACUAUCCUGCAUAUGGACAUAAAAUCCAAGAACGUUGUAAUUGACUCGGAACUGAACGCACGGCUGAUUGAUUUUGGUCUUGCAAGAGAGGUGAAGGAAGGAGAAGAAUUGCAGACUGCGACUCCUGUAUACGGUACAGAGGGCUAUUUUCCAACAGUUCAACAUAAAAGACUUACACCAGAACACGAUUAUCAUAAUUUUGGAAUAGUUAUCAGAGAAUUACUGACAGGCGUUGAUCCAACGGAGUAUGAGAAGGACAAUAACAGACAACUGCGCAAAUGGGACAGUAUAAGUGUUGAGAAUAGUACACAUGAUCGAGUUUGGCCAAAGGAAUUCAAUACAAGACAGAAAAUAAGAGCUCUAGCAGAUAAGUGCAUCGACAGCAUUAAGAAGGAAGGAACAUUGAAGUCAAAAGGCAUCUGUGAUGAAUUAAAGGAUAUUAUGAGAACAAACGGCGUCAAAACAUGGAAAGGUUGGAAUGAUCAACGAUGUGAAAUAUGUAUGGUGAACGAACACGAUGCAAAAAGCCCCGUGGCUGCAAUAAAUCAUAAGGACUGCCCAGGCAAAAUUAAGAUAUGUCCUGCCUGUAUGCGCAAUUCGUACUUUAAUCCAAUCAAAUGCCACACUUGCGAUAACGACAUCAAAGCAGUAAUUGGGGAUGGUUGGGGUGCAGUGUUGAUCGCCGGAUAUGACGAGCACGAAGCAAACUUGUUUAAAAAAGAUGUGACAGCAUUUGGAGAUGCUAUCACUAGUACAGUAUUACCGACAAUGUGUAUCAGCAAAUCCAACUUAGUUGUUGUUGACUGCAAUGCAAAAAGCAAGGAAAGUGCAUCUUCCAGGAUUGAAAAGGCAUUUAAAAUACUCGAGUCAAAACACGUACAUACGUUGGUUUUUCUGUACUCAGGACAUAAUUGCAACUUUGGAUUUCAAAUUGGAAGAACAUCAACUCAAGAUGAAAAUUCUGAAUAUUUGUUCUUUAAUAUAGACGAAUUAUGUAAAUGCAUUGAAGAGAUCAACGGUUUGGAAAAAGUGAUAGUAUUUUUGGACUGCUGUUACGCAAAACCUCUUAAUGUCCCUGAUCAUAUUUGUCUCAUACAGUUCAAGGCUAUUGGUCCCCACGACCAAACUAAAGUCAUUGGUGCAAAAGGGAGUAUAUUUACACGAUACUUGGUACAAGCCUUUACGAUGAAGGCGUCAGGUGAAAAGUGUAAACUUCAGGAUUGUGACUGUUCCAUUACUAGUGACUUCAUAACACUUGGGUCGUUGUGGGAUUACAUAUUGCGUCAUAGCCAACAUGAUGGCAUAGAGAAAAUGAUACCAUAUCAGAAUACAAAGAAUGUUCGUUGGGAUACAAUGUUUUUGGCAUAUAAUUAUAAUUUCAAGGUGAAAUUUUGCUUUGAUGUAAGAGUUCCGGAUGCAAACAUCAAUCAAAUGAUUGAAGUGUUACCAAGACAACUGACAGAGUUUAAAGCUUUAAAGCCGGGGAUUUUAUUUCCAGCAUGUUUUGAUAUGUUAACAAAACAAAUGAACAUGCAAGCGAGUGUAAGGCCAGAUGUGACGAGAUAUGCAGAUAUCUUGGCGAUCGAGGUUGAUGGUGGUCCCAAGCAAACCCAGGAGAUAGACAACAUGGAAAAGCUUUUGCUGGCGUGGAAUUCAAAACUGUUGUUCCGAUGCCGAUUCCGUCAGUGUAAUGAGAUAGAUAACGGGCGACCAGUUGGGUUUGUUUUGAAGAAUGACAAUAUUGUAUGCAAAAUAUUGUCGCGUCUUAAUCCAGAACAGCACCCUCUUGAUAUAGACGGUUUGGAGGAAUUGAUGACGGCCUUAAACACUGAGGAAGACAACAUAAAACAUACAGAAUUGGUCAAGCCGUUGAAACUGUUUAACGACAAACUGUCCGCACUUCUGCAUGCCGCAAAGGAUAAUAAGUUGAAAAACAGAAAGUUGACAAUCAACUGCAUGGACGUCUUCGAGGACGGAUCGGUCACGCUGGUGUAUAUGGAGUUAACAAGCCCUGAAGAACAACUGGACAAUUGACGCUAUGUUCAAUUAAACUUCGUCUACGAAUUGAAGAAAGAGUACACAGUAGGCUGAUGAUGUCGGCAUUCACCGCAUGGUGCAUUCAAGUGUAAACGGCUUCGUUUGGCACAGUCCGGUUUACCUCGUGUUCCUGUAAAAAUGUCGUUUAUUCUAAACUACAGGUAUACUAAGUGGUGUAUUGAUUGCUGGUUAUUUAAAAGUGGGAAAUUAUACUGUUACAUACAAAUGAAGAACAAAGCCCGAACGUUGUGUAUUAAAUAGCCAACUGUAUAUAAGAUUACUUGCAUAAUAGUAUUACUUUCUUCUUGAACAUUUAGUAUGACAUUCCACUGAUUAUAACCGCAUGAAUGUGUAUUUACGCAAACAAUACUUGCAUUUUUAAUCUAAUGUGUUAUACGUAUAUUUAUGUUCCUAUUGUCAUGGUUUAUGGAGUGUUGAUGAUUAUUCGGAUAAUUAACUGAAGUAUAAUGUGACUACGGGCCAAUAGCAAUUAAUUCAGAAGAUCGUUUCAGUGUUGUUAUUGUCGAAUAUGUACAAAUUAUAUUACGCUUAAUAAACAAUAACUAUUGUGACCUUUUUACUUUCUUGCGUUCACAUGGCGCGAUAAUUCAUUGACUAUUGUUAAGAACUUAUACGAUUGUUAUGUUCCUUAAUUAGUAUUAUAUGAGCUAAGUAAGGACAAACACCCUUUGUGUAUUUUUUAUAUGAUGUUUGCUGCAGUUACAAGUUAACAUUACGUUGAGUCACCUUAAAUUAUUUUUUUACUUAAAAUAUACAGUUGCAAUAAUUUUAUAUUGUAUUAUUAUAGUUAUAUAUGAAUUGUAUUAAUUUAAUCAAGAAUAUAUGUAUACAUUUGGGGUACCGACAUAUAAUUUUUGAAUCAGAAAAACUGAGUGAAUUGUUUUAUCUUUAUUAAAAUCAACAAUGUAAUGUUUUGAAUAAUACCGUCACACAUUUGUAAGAUAUAUCAACUGAAAAUAUAACAGUGUAGACAUGUAUUUGUUAACUGUGCGAUCAAAUAUUUGUGUUAGCCCUUUUCAUGUAUUAAUAUGUUACAUAUAAGUAAGAGAUUUCAAUAUUGCACAACCUGUUUAUUGGUUCCGAGAGAGACCUCUUUGUUGCUAUGAGAAAAGUAUAUUUACAUUUUUUAAUAAGCGACAGGGACUAAUGAUUGUAUUGUUCAUGUUUUGUAAUCCUCAAUGUUUAUUGAAUUAAAAUAGCCAGGCAGAACAUAUAUUCACACAUGUGAGUGAUUUUUAUUACUUUUCAUAGCCCAGUGAUCAACCAAUUUAUAUAAGAAUUGCAAACCGGUUUAUUAAAAUUUAACAACUUUUUUAUUUGACGGUAAAAGAAUAAAUUUUAAUACUUAGUAUCAAAAAAAUUGCUGAUGGCAGAAAUUUUAAAUUUAUGAAGGUUUGAAACAGCUAUUUUUAUGGAAACAUUACUUUAAAUGUACAUGUAUAGGUAUUCGUCGUGUGAUAAAUGCAGGCGUCAGUUAGAACCCUUCGCAUUUCUCAUAUAAAAACUUAAUGCGUUAGCUUCGAUUGAAACAAUGUUUGGCAGCUUUAUAUUACAUUUCUUAAAUUUAAUUUUUUAAUAUUCAAAAUGUUUUUAAUAGUUUUGAUACGCAUGGCUGUCAUUCAGCUAUCCGUGUAUAUUCUCGCCAGCACGUUGUACAUUCAUCUGCCAAAUAGCUUAUUAAAAUAUAUUUUCAAGGAAGAAGUGGUGAUAACUCUGAGAAAUGUGUGUGAUUUUCCAAAGGGAUAUGGAUCUUGCAUGUGCCUAACUGCCUGAUAACAAUGUACACUCAACAUAAGUUUCUCGUAGAGAUUUUAAUAUGAGUGUUACUUUUGUAAUUAACGUGUUUUAUUUUUAUAUGUUUUUUACAAUAAAAAUUUUGUAUAAUAUUGAUUGACUGAAAAAUAAAUUGUAUACGCAA
Molecule: messenger RNA, 4204 nt
Organism: Dreissena polymorpha
Lineage: Eukaryota; Metazoa; Mollusca; Bivalvia; Myida; Dreissenidae
Exons: 13
Coding region: 172-2262 (696 amino acids)
Biological process (GO): protein phosphorylation
Molecular function (GO): protein kinase activity; ATP binding
Source: RefSeq, a predicted model, not a curated record